Brassica napus (rape) is the source of this 636-nucleotide messenger RNA. Its product is annotated as protein RALF-like 27. The record is from RefSeq and is a predicted model, not a curated record. Bases 128 to 463 code for a protein of 111 amino acids. The transcript has a single exon. NCBI's taxonomy places the organism in Eukaryota, Viridiplantae, Streptophyta, Magnoliopsida, Brassicales, Brassicaceae.
AUCAAAUAAUUGCAAUACAAUACUAAACUAGUGUGUGAAUGUAAAGAUAAUUGAAAAAAAUAGGGAUAUUAUUCUUCUUCCUCUCAUUCAAUAAUUCCACAUCUUCUAGCUUUUAUGAGCUUUAAACAUGACCAAAUCAGUUUUCUCCUUAUUCUUCUUCACAGUAUUAGUCUCUCUUUUGCUUUUUCUCGCGGCUGCAUCUGCAAGGAAUGCAACAAGUGAGUUGAGAUAUGAUGGCUGUGCUCCCAGAGAUACCGUCAGAGAAUGCAACAUGGUGCCGGGUGAGAAGGAGGAGGAGAAGGAGGUGGUACGGAGGAUUCUGCAACCAAGGAGCUUUAUAAGCCCAAAACCGCUGCAGCGACAGCAGGCUUUACCCUGUAAGAUCGCCGGUAAUUGCAUCAAACCUGUUAAUGGGAAAGACGCAACUUGCACUUACUACGACCGUUGCCAACGUUCAGCUUAAAAUUUUCUUCAUCCUUUUAUCAUUGUAUUUUUUAUAUGCUGUUUUUUUUUUCCAUUAAUCAUGUGUGUGUUUAUGAUAUUUUAGUCAAAGAAAAAAAAAGAGAGAGGCAGUGUGUAACAAGAAUAAGAAAGUCGAUCUGUUGUAACAAAAAAAUGACGGUCGAAUAACAAGAA